Bombina bombina (fire-bellied toad) is the source of this 1776-nucleotide messenger RNA. RefSeq names its product BPI fold-containing family B member 4-like. The record is from RefSeq and is a predicted model, not a curated record. NCBI's taxonomy places the organism in Eukaryota, Metazoa, Chordata, Amphibia, Anura, Bombinatoridae. Bases 1 to 1776 code for a protein of 591 amino acids. Gene Ontology annotation, molecular function: lipid binding. The transcript is spliced from 15 exons.
AUGUUUAAGCUGUGGCGCGUUUUCCUUGUGUGUAGUCUGCUAAUCCAGUCACAUUGCAUUGGUAGUCCGGCAAGAGCUCGAUCUAAAACUAAAGGGGCAGUGCUGCGGGUGUCUAAAGAAGCAUUAAACAAAGCUGUUUCAGGAGAAAUUAAAGAUCAACGUCAGCUCAAAGUUAGAACCCCCCCAGCUGGUGGCGGAAGUGGUGGUGGUAAUGGUGGUGGGGACCUUCUUGGAGGUCUUGUAGGAGGAGUGCUUGGUGGAGGCAAUGGUGGAGGUCUACUAGGAGGUGUCCUUGGUGGUGGAAAUGGAGGAGGUCUUUUAGGAGGUGUGCUUGGAGGAGGUGACGGCAAAGGAGGAGGACAAGGAGGAGGACUGCUUGGUGGAGUACUUGGAGGAGGAGGUGGUGGGGGGCUUCUCGGAGGCCUUCUUGGUGGUGGCGGUGGUGGUGGAGGGCUUCUUGGAGGUCUUCUUGGAGGAGGGGGUGGUGGUGGAAAUGCUGGAGGGCCUCAAAUGAAUGGUGGAAUUCUUGGAAAUGGAGGACUGCUUGGCGGCUUGCUUGGUGGAGGAGGUAUACUUGGAAUACUUGGCAAUGGAGGUCUUCUUAACACAGUACAGGGUAUCACUGGUUUACGGAUCAUAGAUCUUACACUUCCACGAGUUUCUCUUCACCUUCUGCCAGGAAUUGGAGUUCACCUUAAUUUAUACACUAAAGUGGCAAUAAAUGGAAAUAGCUUGUUAGGGUUUCUCGAUAUCUUGGUGGAAGUUAAUAUCACAGCUAGGACUAGGCUGACGCAGGAAUCAUCAGGUGUACCCAGACUGGUUAUUGAGGACUGCCAUGCACUUCUUGGAGGAAUAAAUAUUAGACUUUUAAGAGGCCUGCUUUCUGGAAUAUUAGAUGGACUGGUCAGCAACUUACUUCAGGGUGUUUUACCUGCAGCGCUGUGUCCUGUAUUAGAAGUUGUGCUUGGCUUGGUUAAUGGACUUUUGCUCACUGUUAACUCUAUGGUUCCGUUAGGUAUACUUGGAAGCAUUCAAUACACAGUAUCAAGCCUUCCACUUGUGACUGGGCAGUUUAUUGAGCUUGAUUUAAAUACAGUUGUAGGCCAGUUAGGUGGUGGCCUUAUUGACUAUCCCCUUGGUAAAUCUGCCCCAAUUGAGUUGCCACCAAUGAAAGAAGCAACAGAGGCUCAGCUUGGCCUUUCAGCAAAUUUCCUGGGUUGUGUUUUAACUGCACUCCAAAAAGAAGGUCUGAUGGAUAUAGAAUUAUCAGAUGGAGAUGUGCCUGGAAUUCCACCCCUUACAACAGCUGUCAUUGGUGGUGUAAUUCCAAAGGUUGCCCAAAUAUAUAAAGAAGUAAAGCCACUUGUUCUCAAAAUCACUGUUCCUGCUGCACCUGUGGUCUCACUGCAAAAAAACCGUGGCGUUGUGACGAUGUUUGUCAAAUCCGAAGUGUUUGCUGUUACUUCACCCACUUCACGGACAUCUCUUUGUGUUCUGGGUGUUGAUGUGCAUCUAGGAGCACAGUUUUCUGUCUCAGGUGAUAACUUGAAGAUUGCUUUGUCAGUGGAAAGCACGCGCCUAUCUCUAGUGUCUUCAUCAGUAGGACGUUUUGAGGUAACAUUAAGUGGACUGGUUGGGAACAUAGUUAGCUUUGCCUUCUUGCCAUCAAUAAACACUGUAGUAGGGAAUGGAAUACCGCUUCCAAAACUGAUGAACAUAGACUUUAAUAAUGCAAACAUCGACAUUCUUGAUGACCUUGUUGUUCUAUCUAAAUAA